Molecule: messenger RNA, 477 nt
Organism: Taeniopygia guttata (zebra finch)
Lineage: Eukaryota; Metazoa; Chordata; Aves; Passeriformes; Estrildidae
Source: RefSeq, a predicted model, not a curated record
AUGGCAGCAGCGGCGGCGGAGGGCGGGCGGGUGCGGAGUGAGCGCCGCGGGGCGGGGACACGGCCCGCCCGGCCGCCAUCGCCCCCAGCGGCCCCCGCGCCGCCGCCGCCUCCUCCCUCACGGCUGCGGGGCUCCGGCACGGCCGCGCUCCUCUCGGGGCUGUGGGGGUCUCCUUCAGAGAACCCUUUCGUGUCCCCGGGGACGGACGUCCCCUCACAGCCAUCCCCUCACAGCCAUCCCCUCACAGCCAUCGCGCCGCGUCGGCCCCUUAGAGAGGCCCGUGUGAGUGCCCGUGGAAACGGGCACCCCCUGCCCCUCCGGAGCCCCCGUCUCCCCUCAGGACAAAGCGGGCCUGGUACCAGCCCACACGUCACCAAAAGGUGCAGAGACUCUGCUCUGACACGUAACUAAGGAAGCUCUGAGAUUCCAUGGAAACUUCAGUGCCAGCAGUUGCCCAACAACACGGUGCCCUCUGAA